Messenger RNA from Zonotrichia albicollis (white-throated sparrow), 14320 nucleotides. Lineage: Eukaryota; Metazoa; Chordata; Aves; Passeriformes; Passerellidae. The record is from RefSeq and is a predicted model, not a curated record.
UGACCCCCACCCCUUGCAGCUCCAGUCCAAUGCGAAUUGCUCUGCAGUGCGGGGGAGGCGGUGGUCUCUGCACCCCCCCCGGUAUUCCUGGGGAGCACACUUGCCUGGCCCCCAUCCUCCCCUCGGUUCCAUGGAGACCCCCUUGGGCCCUCGCUCUGGAGACGGGUGGUCUCUGGAGUCCCCCGGAAUGGAUGGGGAGCCCCCAUGUGAGCCCCAUCCCCGACCUGGUGCAGACCCCACGCCGUGCCCCCUGCAGUGGGGAGAUCGUGCCACCCUUUUGCAUUUUGGGGAGGGGUCUGGGCUCUGGGUGCCCCCGCUGUGGCUGGGGAACCCCCCAGCCUGACCCAUCAUUCCCAGCCUGCUUCCAUGGAGACCCCAGCGAGAUCCCUGCCCUGUUGUGGGGGGCGGUCUCUGGGUACCCCUGCGGUGGACGGGGAGCCCCAGCCUGGCCCAUCCCCGGUGUGGGCUGGCACAGGGAGGUGUGGGGGCAGCCUUUAUGGGGCACAGGCUGGGCCCGGGGUUCAUGGCUCCCGCAGGCCCUGAGCGCUCAGCCCAGCGGGGCCUGUCCUUGCUGAGGGGCUGUGCUGAGCAGGGACAGCAAACAGCCCUGGCAGCCUCUGCCCCACAGCUCUGCCCUGGCACUCGGCUCUCCCCGUGUCCCCAGGGGCUCUGCCUUUAUGGUGCUGUCACCACGUGCAGGAGCAAAGUCUGUGGGGUUCACAGCUGCUGCUCUGUGAACUGGAUAACCCUUCUGACAGCCUUCCCUGUGUGUGGGGGAGUCUGCAGCCUCCUCAAGGUCUGGAGGGGAUGUGUGGCCCUGGGCACCCUGUGCUGCUCUCGAGGAUCUGGCUCCAUGAGAGGCAGGUGCAGCCCCAGGGGCUGGCGCUGCCCUGGGCUGCUGCUGAAGCCUCCCCAUGUGGGCAGGGUGGCUGUGGCCAGCAAGGUGCCCUGGGGAACAUCAGGCACCCCCUGUGUGGUUGGUAGAGGUGGAGGCAGGCCUGGCAAGGCCAGGAGCUGGCUGUGCUGUGUGCCCAGCAUGGGAAAAGGCCCUGGCAUCAGAAAUGCUGUGUGGGCAGAGGCAGUGCUGGACGUGUCAGGUGAUGGUGGGGGGUAGGAUUUUCAACUGAGUGCUGAGGGAUGGUUCCUGGAGUCUCUUUUGAUGAGCAUGAGAGCUGCUUCAUUUGUGCUCUCCUCUGCUCCUGCUGUGCUUCCAGGUAUGGCUUUUGUUCUAGGCUGUAGCUUCUUUCCUUUUCAUUGCAGCUGCAAUCCCCAAGAAAACUUUUAAUCUGCAUUUUCUCACCUAACCCUGCCUAGCCUGGGAUCAAAGCUGGUGAUAAGAGCAUAGCCCUGUUGUUAUUGUGAGCUCAAUCUUAUGAAAGGAAUAUCCACAGCCUACAGAGCUGUAAUGACUAACCUGAGCCUCACAGCUCCAUAGUGCAUAUUUGCACAACCUCUUUUUCUCUCUGCACCUGCUCACAUCCCUCUCCCUGUGAGUGCCCUUGCUUUGGAGGAUGACAGUGAGUAACACCAGAUUCUCCCUCAUCUCUGGCAGCCAGAGGAAGGGCCCAGGCUGAGCCCAUGGCCUCACUUUGGGGGCAAAGCCCUUUGUAUGAUACUCUGUGGAUGUCUUGUGGUCAGUGAUGCUGGGAUGCACAACUGUGAUGGACACAGAUGUGCUGGCAGAAGCCUUGCUGCAGAAGGGUUGUGAUCAAAGCCAUCCAAUGGAAGCAUGGAAUCAGCUACAGCUGUGACAACGCAUUUGUUACUUUAGCAAAGGCAGUGCUGAGGAUUUGACUGAAUUUUAGUCUGUCGUGUUUUAUUAACUUCCCUCUCUGCAGAUGGUACAGGUCAGGGAAUGGCAGUGCCUGAGACCAUCCUCACCAGCCCUGCUGGCCAUGGGCUCUGGUGCUGUCUCCUCUCCCCUUGCCGUGAGCCUGCUCUGCUGGCCCAGCCCUGGGCAGCCCAAGGGGUGAGGAGCUGGUCUCUGGAUGGGCUGAGAUAUUGCUCUGCUCAACACAGCCUUGCCAGGGCCACUCUCAAGAGCUGCAUGUGAGCUGAGGCCUCCCAGCACUGAGAUCCCUUUCCAGCGCCUUGCAGAGGGAUCUGGGCCUGUCAGUGAGGCAGAGGAGACAGCUCUCACUGUGUUUCCAGUAUUUUGGCUCUGCAGGGCUCUUAAGGAAAAUUUCAUGUUUUGCCUUCAAAGAUACGUCCUCUCAGAGACUCUGCCCUUUUGUUUUCUCUCUUUUCCCUCGGCAGUAAGGUUUAUUCACAGAACCACAGACAGAUUUGGGUUGUAAGGGACCUCUAGGAGUGUCUGGUCAUUCUGAUCUGCUCACGGCAAAGCUGACUUUGAGGCUUUGUUCAGAGGUAUGUCCAGUUGUGUUUUGAGGGCCUCCAGGCAGUCUGUGGCCUGUCCCAGGCUGCAGCACUCCUCUGGAGAGUCACCUGCUGUCCCUGCAGCUGUCCUCUCCAGCUGCUUGUGGGAUGUGCCAGGACACUUUGUCAGGUGUUCUGAUGCCUUUCUGCAGCAUUUGGGCAACAGGUAGACAGACCUGAUGACCAUCUGGUUUUUACCAUUUCCAGGUCUCCUAUUUUUUUUUUUUUUUUUAAUAAUUGUCUUGAUAUCAUUAAGGCAGUUUGGGCACACACUGCUCAAGCAUGCUGUACCUCCAAGCCUUUUUUGUUGUGCUUCCGAUAGUACUUCCAAAGCCUUUUUACCCACUCACCCCUUUCCCCUGCAUUUAACACUAUUUUGGCUGUACAAACACCAGGAGGAUUUUCUCUUGGACUUGAUGGCUGAGUGGAGUUGGUUCUUGAGGCUGAGUUGCUCUCCAUACAGCAUUGCUGCUGAGGGUGUACUUGGAUUUGUUACUCUUUUCUCUGUUGCAAAGCCUUGACACUCAGUGCUUUGGGAGAUCCUGGUCUUAGGAGGUGUGAGGGGAUCCAAGGCAUUUCAAACUGCUGCCAGGAUGGCAUUCUGGAUGGAUGAGGAUGCUCCUGUUGCCUGUCCUAGCAUUUACUGCUGUGGUUAGCAUUAGAUAAUGCUGAGAUUGAGGAAUGUUGUCAGUUUUAUUUGAAGUGUUGCAGAGAGUCUCCUGGUAAACCUAAUUCCAGGCAAUUCUGUGAGAUUUCUGAAAUUUGUCCUUCUUGCACUUUGUUGAAGCUGAGGUGAAGUUUCUGGAAUGCAAACUCAAAAUCCAGUUUGGUUGUUCCUACCUUUGAGGAAUUUACAGGAGACUCAUGGCUGUGUGUUACAGCACCAGCUGCUCAGUGCUGGAGGAUUUUCUGGCUUCAGGGUGACAGUGAUACUUCAUUUGAGGCCUGCAGCCCUGAGCUGGGGCUCCUGCUGUAGGAAAAUCUAGUGGUGAUCUGCUUUCCUGGCUUUGGGACUAACAAAAAACAAUUGCUGGAGUCUCAGUGCUGCUGGUGAAAUUCUGGAAAGGCCCUUUUUUUCCCUGUGUGCCAGUUACUGUUGUGUGGACAGUCCCAGUGACACUGGAGGCUGGCCUGGAGGGGAUGUGGUGAAAGCUGCUGCCCUUUGCACUGGUUGGGAGCCAAUCAUCCAUUUGGAGGUGGGACAAUGUUCACCAAACCCUCCCUGAAAGGCACAAGGACUUGACCACAGCAGCUGUGGCUGACUUGGAGUGAGUCACUGCAUGUAAAGCCUCCAAGUCCCAGAGGGUUUACAGAUCCCAUGGUCAGUUGUUUAAUCAUGUGUUUAUGGGCUUUGAUUUCCAGAUUUUUGCAUCCUUGAGUGCAUCUCUGUGUCUCCAAGGAGUUGUCUGCUGUAGAUCUUCUUACUUUGGGACUUUUUUGAGAUGGAUCACAUCUCUCCCAUUUCUUUUCAGGGAACAAAAUAGGUUUAUCUCUGAAGGGUGUUCUUUAAACCAUGGCUGAUUAUUAAAGCAGUGGGAUUCUUGUGUUACUGUGUCAGAUUUUUAUUUUUAAUUUGAAACAUCUCAGCUCUUCCAGUGACUGUGAUCAAUUGUAGACAGUAGCUAAGAAUGAGACAGCGAUGGUCUAAGAUGGCACAGUGUGCAAGUAGCACUGUACUGAAUGUCACCAAGGGGGCUUUGUGCUCUUCAGUUUGCAGCUCAGAGAGCUGCCUCUCCACAAACACAAGUAAGUAACAAAAAACUUUCUCCUCCUUUCUGGAGAAUUUUUUCUGGACUGGAACAUGGUCCACAGUAGUGUGCUUAAUUUACUGGUGAUUGUUUGUAAAUUCAUUUGGGUUGAAGUGAGUUAGCCAAUAUGUAAUAAAGGUUUGCAGUGCCUGAAUUUAGAAUGCUGUCAGCUGUCCAGAUAAACUCAGAUAAGUCACAGUGAAGUUGGCUUCUGCUGUACUCACCACUCAAAGUAUAAUAUUGUUGAUGAAGAUAUGUUGACUGAAACCGUGCUGGUAGGACAUGAUAUCACUUUCUUAAUGUUUUAUUCAUUGAACUGUGUAUUUACACUAUUUUUGUUGAGAAAUACUAGGUGGAGUGUUACUGUUGGUUCAAAAAUUUGGCACAAAAAAAUAGAAGCUUCUUCCAGAGAUCUGCUUAGAUCUUACAGACCUUGUAGAUGGGAGGUGGCUAAAAUGUUGAUUUAAGUCUCUUUUGUAGUUACUAGUUAAUUGUUUUCAUAUUUCAAAUUAUCUCUAAUAGUGAAAAAGAUAAUCCUUCAGCCUUCAAAAAUGUUGAAAAUCUGCAUACACAUCCAUGAACAGAAGUCCAGGACAGACACUCAAGCAGUUCCUGUUCCUUUGCCAGAGGACAGCAGUAACUGCAUGGCUGUGGGAUUUUUUUGUGGGCUGUAAAGACUUCUGAGAUGUUCUCUUCAUCAGGAGGGAGUAACAGCAGCAUUUUUUUUUUGCUGUCUGUUUUUAAUUAAAUGUUUGAUGGUAGAUCCUCAUUUCUGUAGGUAGGCCACAUAUUCCCCUGCUAAUGGUUACCUGAGUUACAGCACCACUGAUGUCUUUAAUAAGCUGGAUAAAGUCCCAGGAUGUGCUUAAGUGUCCUGGCAGAGAUGUUGCACUUUGAGCUUCCAGACCUGAGAGAAGAUGCCACGUGCCCCUCUUGGGCAGGUCUGGUGGUCACAGGUGGGUUUGGCCAUCAGUGCCGUGUUCUGUGCCAGUCCUGCACUCCUGGGGAGGACCCCCAGCUGUCCCAUCGCUCCUUUGCAAAUGCCUAUUGCUGCCUGAGAAGCAUUCUGCUGCAGGCUGCUGUGCUGGGGACUUAGCUCCUUCAACUUCCCAAGCAUCUAUCUCUUACUGGAUACUCCAGGGAAGUAGUAUUUACUCCUAGGUGAGGAGUUCCCAGAUGGAGCAGUUCUGUGUGCUGCUAGGUGCAGGAUUUCAGCACACUGCCUCCUCUUGGUUUGUUGCGCUGCACUCUCCUUGCUGCUAGUUAUGUGGCUGGAAAAGAAGAAGAUUUUGAGCAAACCAGUGACCAAACCCCAGUGACUGAGCUGUGCAUUAGCUGGUCCUGGAGUAAGAGAGGUGAUGACUUGUGGUGGAUCAUUUCAGCAUCUGCCAGAAACAAUAAGCUAUUCUGUUUCUGUUGUGGAAAGUGAGAAAAGACUUUCCCAGAGAUAAAGAGCACGCUCUGUUUGCAGCUUAACUCACUGUGAAGCUCAACAGAAGGCCCAGACAAAUCUGUCUGCCUGGGGCAGACAGAAGUAGAGCUUCUUACCUUGCUGCAGCAGAGCAGCUCUAAUUUCUUCAGGUUGAGUUUGAUUUCAGAGCAACCCACAGAACUGGAAAAUACCUUUCUUUCCUAUUUUGAGAGCCUCCUUCCUCGUUCUUAUCAGCUGGUAGUUGAAAGCCACUAUAAAGAAUUCAUUGUCAGGGAUAUUCUGUGCUUUCCCACUCACACUGUUUGUCAGCAUCACCUUGGGUCCAGCCUCAACUCUUAACUCCAUCAGCUUUUCCAGAUUCUUUUAAAUAUAUCAAGAGUUGGCAUUCAUUUGCCCUGUAUCACCUCGGAGCUCUGCUGCACAAGGUUGAAAAUAAACAAAAGGAAAAUACUUCUAAAACCUGAAUGUUAAACUGCAGGACUUAAAACCCACUGGAAUUUUAGGAGGUCCAAAGUGUAAAUUGGUUCAAAGUGGGAUUAGGCAGAUUCACAGAGGAUUUGCCCAGUACAGACUCUUAACAGGGACAUUGUCAGUGCAGGUCAAGCCAAGUGAGAUUCUUGGGCAGCUGAGUCCUUGACUGGGGGAUGUGCUGAAGAGGAACAUCCUGUUAGUUGUGUUUCUUACACUCUCUCCCCAGGUAUUCACAUUCCUGGUGUGAAUAGGAACAGGAUAUUCAAGCACAUGGCCCUUUCAUUGCUGCCCUGCAGCAGUCCUUAGCUUUGCAAUCCUAAGAAGUUUGAGUUCCUUCUCCAGAAUGUGUGAGCUGUUCUGCUGGGAGGGUUCAGACAGAACUGAUGAGAGGGGACAGGGCCUGGAGCACUGAGGGCUGUGCUUCCAAACAGAGCAUGUGAGUGAGUCAGUGCUCUCACUGCAGCCUUGCCUCUGCAGAGAGGUCUGUUCCAGCCACAUCCUGAUACUUUGGAGUUGCCUUAAUCUGCAGAAUGCUUCUUCUCUUUCAGACUUUUCUGUUGGUCAAGCACACUGCCAUUAAGUCAGAGUUUUGUCUUGCAUUGUAUCACCCAAAGUUUGAAAGCAGGUUAAGGUGUACACUGUUAACCCAGAUGCCUUUGGUCCACUUGUACCAUGAGUUACAGGACAAGUUUGUAGAUGGUUGCUUGCAUUAUGCUCUGGGAGGGAAUGCCCACAUGGAUUUCUUAUGCUCCAAAUGUUUCCAGGGUCUGUUUCUACCAAGCAAAGACUAGGCAGCUGAAAGUGGGAAUUACUUUAGGACCUUAGUGGUUCAUUGCAAACUUGUGCAAAGUGUCUGAGGUCAUUCUGAGGGGUAUGUUAGCUUUGUUAAGUAUACCUGUAAAUAAAUUUACCUUCUUCAUCUGGAUGUUUUGAGGUUUUUUUCUUAUUGUAGGGUCUGCUGUCUGUCUGUGAAACUGGGUGGGGAAUAUCUUUGAGCAGGAGACAUCGCUCAUAUUCUGAACAGCAUCUUGUUUAUCAUCUUGGAAGGGUUCUCAUCUUCAAACCCUUCGGACCUUUCUUUCAGAUACCUUUGUUUCUAUUUCACUUUGUUCUUAUUUCUGUCAGCCAACCUAAAACAUGUAUUAGAUCCUGCAUUGCUCUGGAAUUGGCUUAUUCUAAAAGUUCUGUCUCAUCUUAUUACUAAAAGUGAAUAGAAACAUGAAAAUCUUUGGGGGUGAAACUUGCUGAGCAUUUCUAAAGAUUACAUUUGCUUUAGUUUCUGAUUGGGAUUGUAGGAACAAUGCUUUAUCUACCACCAGGAAACAGAAAACAUUACUGUGUAUUUAGAUAAAAUAAGGAGGUGGUGGCUUUGAAGUCCAGUUGUUGGGUAUGAUUUCCUUAAAUUCCUGCUUGUCUAAGUUUCAGAAGCUGGGUACCUUCUCUGUCCAAAUAUGUUCUGUUUAGUUCUGAGCAAACCAUUUGUGAGUGAAAUUUUGCUUGUCCGUUCAGAGGGAAGGAUAUGAAAAAAAGAGCUAAACAGCCAUCAUCAGUGAAAUUAAAUCAGGCUUCCUCCUUCAUUGAUAGAGAUGAGUUAUGCCCACUGUAAGCCCAAAUAAACAAAAGUACUGUGUUUUUUCAUUCAGGGCUUAAAACAGUGCUAAAUUUAGAAUUGGAAUUACUCUGAUAGGAAGGGCUAGGUUGUUGCCACGUCAUUUGAUUCUAGUGCCUUUUUUGUAGUGCCUACUGAGAGCCUGUUUGGGGACAUGAUGUUAUUUCAAGUCUUGCACUGCUUUCCCACUUGCAGACUCCAGCUCUUUCUCUCUUUCCCUCUUCAGGUUUGUCAACCAUUAUCUCCUUGUGGGGGUAUAAUUCAGUUUUAGACCAUAUUACUUGCCUCAUCUCUAAGUCUUGACCUUUCUGUUUUAUGAUGAUGUCAACCAUGAGGAGCUGGGCUGUAACUUUGCCUCUGAGGUUGGCAGUCUGCAUCACACCUUCCUGUUCAAGUCACUGUUGGUGCCCUGCAAAGUCACACUGAGCUUUUUUCCUGACUCUGCAUUGCCUGCUUGUGUCUAUCUUGCUACUUGUUCUUCUUAUGACUGCUUUUAACAUCACAGCUUUACCACCUUUCUUCUUGUCACCCUCCAGAACUCCUCCUAGUUCUAACUUAAGCUUUUCCAGUUGUUCCAUGUCUUAAUAUUAGCCUAUGUAAUUUUGGGGCUAUGCAGCUUCUGUAGUUAUAGUGUAAUAUUGUUCAUAUCUGUCCUCUGACAAGAUUAAUGUGUGUUGUCAUCCUGUGUCUUGUUAAGACUCACACUUCAGGGCUUGAAAGACUCACACUUGAGGCUUCUACCUCUGUGUUUAAGAGAAAAAAGGUAUUUUAAAAAUUAAAAAUGUGUUAGCUCCAUAAGAACAGAUCAGGAGAGAGGACAGACCAGAUUAUUUGGAUGGAGAAGAAGGCAGGCCAGGGAUAUUACCACAGGACAUUGGUGUGGAGCCUCCUGAAUUGGUGCUCUGAUACCCCAGUGUGUCAUUUAGCAUGAGCAAGUUUCUUUGCUGUGCUGUGGUGAGAUGUGUGAGGGCUGUAGAGUUCCCAAAGGUCUGUAACACCAAACUACUGCAUCCUGCUGCUGACUUUUGUACCCUCACAAGCAGAGGUGAUUCACCUGCUGGUGUCUGAUGUCCUGGUUAUGGCCUGGCAGCAUUCCUGGGCCUUGGUUUACUCCAGCAGUGUUCAGAAGAGUGCACAGUUCAUGUUCUGUGUUAGACUGCUUUUCAUUAACUUGCAAGUCUCUCUCUCAUUUCCAGUUGCCAUCUUCUAAAUGGAUUCCAGUGAAUUUUCAGGAUCUCUGGACCCCCUGUCCUUGCCUGACAAACCCCUCAUUGGUGAUCUCCCUGCUGACAUGGAGUUUGGUGAAGAUCUCCUGGGCUCCCAGACAGCUUCUACCCAGGAAGUUUCAGUUCUUCAGCCCCCUGGCUGGGAUCAAUCCAAGCAGAUGUCUGCAGAUGAGGACUUGGACCUUGUAGUGAAAGCAGACAACGUGCCUGAACUAAAUAAAUCAAAUGACUGUGUUCUAGAUAAACCUGGUGUCUUGGAUGUGCUGGAGAAACCUGGUGUCAGGGAUGAUUUGGGUAAAACCUCUGACUUGGUGGAUAAAGCAGAGGGUCUGGAUGGGCUGUGUAAGGAACAACCUUCCCAGGACGUGGAGGGUGGACCAGCAGACUCCUCUGCCCUGUCUAGAGAAGCUGUUGGUCCAGAAACAGGGAAAGAAGGGGAAGAUGCACCAAAAAAUUGUUCUGGGGAUAUAAAGGAAGAUGGUGCUGCUGCUAUUCCUGCACUGUCUGGUGACAAUGCCCCUAAAUCACCCCAACAACCUGUCCCUGACUCCAAGGACCUCAGCAGUGCCCCAGCCAAGGAAGAAACCACAGCACAGUCCUCAAGUCCCACAGUGCCCCCACCCCAAAUCAGUCUGAAACAAACAAAGAAGAUGAAGUUGAAGGCACCAAGGAAAAGCUCACCUUUGCAGAGGGAAGGGCUGGCAGGGGAAGCACAGGUGCAGCUGAGCCCAGACAGCAGAACUGCAGCUUUGCCCCCUGAGCCUGUGGAGAAAAACCGGGCAGAGGAAGGGGAUGAUAAUGGGAAGAACUCACUUAAAGAAAACAGUGCACUCAAAGCACAGGAAGCCUUACCACCAGCAGGAGAAAGCCUGUCUGGGAAGGGAAGCGAGCUGCCAGCUGAGAAGGAGCAGAAAAGAAGUGAACGACCCAGAAGAUCAGAAACUGUCAGGCCUGAGACUGUGAACUCCUCAGAGAGCAUUCCAGUGUCUGAUGAGGACUCUGAUGCGAUGGUGGAUGAUCCCAACGAUGAGGAUUUCGUCCCUUUCCGGACGCGGCGCUCCACGCGGAUGUCGCUGCGUGCUCAGAUGGCGCAGCGCGCCGCCCGCUCCUCCUUCACCAAGAUGACGUGUGCCAACUGCCGGACCCCGCUGCAGAAGGGCCAGACUGCCUACCAGAGAAAAGGCCUUCCCCAGCUCUUCUGCUCCAGCUCCUGUCUCACCACCUUCUCAAAAAAACCGCCUGGCAAGAAGAUAUGCACCUUCUGCAAAAAGGAGAUCUGGAACACCAAGGACUCUGUGGUUGCCCAGAUUGGUUCAGGUGGCUCUUUCCAUGAGUUCUGCACCUCUGUCUGCCUUUCCCUCUACGAGGCCCAGCAGCACAGACCAGCACCUCAGUCUGCAGAUGCCUCGGACACCAGCCGCUGCAGUGUUUGCCACAAACCUGGCGAGAUCCAACACGAGGUCAGCAAUGGGAACGUGGUUCACCGCAUCUGCAGCGACGCCUGCUUCACCAAGUUCCGGGCCACCAAGGGGCUGAAAACGAACUGCUGUGACUACUGUGGACUUUAUAUCUACAACAAGGGCUUGCCCCUGGAGUACCUCUUCCAUGAAGGCCAGCAAAAACGCUUUUGCAACUCUGCCUGUCUCAACAGUUACAAGAAGAAGAACACUCGGGUCUACCCCUGCAUGUGGUGCAAGACACUGUGCAAGAACUUUGACAUGCUGCCCAAUGUGGAUCGCAGUGGCAAGAUGGGCCUGUUCUGCUCCAUUUGCUGCACUACCUCCCACAAAGUGAAGCAGUCAGGCUUAGUUGGUCCCCCUAGACCCUGCAGCUUCUGCAGAAAGAGUUUAUCUGAACCCUGCUAUUACAACAAGACAGACCGGGUUGUCUACCAGUUCUGCAGCCCCAGCUGCUGGACCAAAUUCCAGCGCACCAGCCCCGAAGGUGGGAUCCACCUCAACUGCCAUUACUGUCACAAUCUGUUCAGCGGGAAGCCGGAGAUCCUGGACUGGCAGGACAAGGUGUAUCAGUUCUGCUGCAAGGACUGCUGCGAGGAUUUCAAGCGGCUGCGUGGGGUGGUGUCUCAGUGUGAGCACUGCAAGCAGGAGAAGCUGUUGCAUGAGAAGAUCCGUUUCUCUGGAGUGGAGAAGAACUUCUGCAGCGAAGGGUGUGUGCUUCUUUACAAACAGGAUUUCACCAAGAACCUGGGCCUGUGCUGCAUCACCUGCACCUACUGUUCUCAGACCUGCCAGCGGGCGGUCACCGAGCAGCUGGAGGGCAGCACCUGGGACUUCUGUAGUGAAGACUGCAAAAGCAAAUACUUGCUCUGGUACUUCAAGGCAGCUCGGUGCCAUGCCUGCAAGCGUCAGGGGAAGCUGCUGGAAACCAUCCACUGGCGAGGGCAAAUCAAACACUUCUGCAACCAGCAGUGUCUGCUGCGAUUUUACAAUCAACAGAACCAGCCCAACCUGGACACGCAGAAGGGGCCCGAGAGCCUGCUGAACAGUCAGACUUCAGAGCCAAAACCAGCUGUCCCUUCCACACAGAAGGCAGAAACUAACAUGCUGUCAGCAAAGGCCUCCUCAGCCCAAACCUCUCCAGCUGUGCCGCCUCCUGCCCCACCUCUGGUUCCAGCCACCCCUCGGAAAAACAAAGCUGCCAUGUGUAAACCCCUGAUGCAGAACCGGGGUGUCUCCUGCAAGCUUGAAAUGAAGUCCAAAGGAUGUCAGACAGAGGCUGACUGGAAGCCCCAGCUGGUUGUGUUGCCAAUCCCCGUCCCGAUCUUCGUGCCUGUGCCUAUGCAUAUGUACUGCCAGAAAGUACCUGUGCCUUUCUCCAUGCCUGUCCCGGUGCCUGUGCCAAUGUUCCUGCCCACCACACUGGAGAGCACAGAGAAGAUUGUGGAGACCAUUGAGGAACUGAAGGUGAAGAUCCCCUCCAAUCCCCUAGAGGCUGACAUCCUGGCCAUGGCUGAGAUGAUUGCAGAGGCUGAGGAACUGGACAAAGCCUCCUCAGAUCUGUGUGACCUGGUGAGUAACCAAAGUGCAGAGGGCCUCCUGGAGGACUGUGAUCUGUUUGGACCAGCACGGGACGAUGUGUUGGCCAUGGCUGUCAAGAUGGCAAAUGUCCUCGAUGAGCCGGGCCAGGACCUGGAGGCUGACUUCCCUAAGAACCCUCUGGACAUCAACCCCAGUGUGGAUUUCCUCUUUGACUGUGGGCUGGUGGGACCAGAUGAGGUGUCCACAGAGCAGGACCUGCCUCGAGCUGUGCGGAAGGGGCAGAAGCGCCUGGUGCUCUCUGAGAGCUGCUCCCGGGACUCCAUGAGCAGCCAGCCCAGCUGUACAGUGCUCAACUACUCCUAUGGUGUGAAUGCCUGGAAGUCCUGGGUACAAGCCAAGUACGCAGGGGGAGAAAGCAGCAAGGGAGAGGAGCUACGCUUCGGCCCCAAGCCCAUGAGGAUCAAGGAGGACAUCUUAGCCUGCUCAGCAGCUGAGCUCAACUACGGCCUGGCACAGUUUGUAAAGGAGAUAACGCGGCCCAACGGGGAGCGCUAUGAACCAGACAGCAUCUAUUACCUCUGCCUUGGCAUCCAGCAGUACCUGCUCGAGAACAAUCGUAUGGUGAAUAUAUUUACAGACCUUUACUACCUGACCUUCGUGCAGGAGCUGAACAAAUCCCUGAGUGGCUGGCAACCCACAAUCUUACCAAAUAACACAGUUUUCUCCCGUGUCGAGGAGGAGCACCUCUGGGAGUGCAAACAGCUGGGUGUUUACUCACCCUUUGUGCUGCUCAACACCCUCAUGUUCUUCAACACCAAGUUCUUUGGGCUGCAAACAGCAGAGGAGCACAUGCAGCUCUCCUUCACCAACGUGGUGCGCCAGUCCCGCAAGUGCACCACAGCCCGUGGCAUGACCAAGGUGGUGAGCAUCCGCUACUACGCUCCUGCCAAGCAGAAGAAAAGCCGAGAUGGCGGCUCUGGAAAACGGAAGCGUGAGGAGGAGGUUCCGAUGCUGGAGCAGCGGGAGAACAGGAUGAAUCCCCUCCGAUGCCCAGUCAAGUUUUACGAGUUUUAUCUCUCCAAAUGUCCCGAGAGCCUGCGGAACCGCAGCGAUGUGUUCUACCUGCAGCCCGAGCGCUCGUGCAUCGCCGAGUCCCCGCUCUGGUACUCGGUGAUCCCCAUGGACCGUAGCAUGCUGGAGAGCAUGCUGAACCGCAUCCUGGCCGUCAGGGAGAUCUACGAGGAGCACAGCCGCCUCAGCAACCUGGAGGACGACGUGGACUAAGGCAGAGGUGCUGCUGGACUGGCUGCACUCCAGCCCUGGACACCUCAUCUUGCUGCUUCCCAUUGCAGGGCAGGGGCCGUGCAGCAUAGGAAGGGAGGGUGCUGCAGCAGUGCUGUCCCUGCAUCAUUACCAGACCUGGACCUCCCAUCCUGCUCGUUACAGGCAUCCCCUACGUGCGUGGCCCCCACACUCAGCUCUGUCUCCAGUUCUGGCUGCUGGGUGAGCCAUCUUCCCCAGGGUCUGUUCCUAUGGCACAGGAGUGGCAGAGUCCCUGGUGCAGCUCCCCUUGCCCAGCCCUGUCCCUCCCCUACCCCAGCCCUGCCACUGCCCCUCUCUCCCUGUGCCCCAGGGCAGGAAUUGCACAAAACACAUUGCCCCAUUGGACCAGUGGCUCCCAAAGCUUUUACUUCCCUCUUCCUUUAGCAUUCCCUCACAAGGCUGGAGGCAUCAAGGCAGUAACAGUAGCUCUGCUGCUGGGGCAGGAUUGUAUUUUCAAGUCAGUGGGCAUGGGCCACAGGCAGCCUGAGAGCUGUUGGGUCAGGGGGAGAACUUUUGUCUCGAGGUGGGAGAGAUUUGGGUUGGUUGCAGGGAGUGGAUGGAGCUCGCACUGGAAUUUGUGGGCAGAGAUCUGGCCUUGCCACAGGGAUACCUCCCUUGUGUGCAGCCAGGAUGCCUCCCUCUCUUUGGUCAGUGUUUUCUGAGUCUGCUGAAAACUGAUGGAGAUGGGUCUGUACUAGUGCUGCCCCUCUCUCCCCAGUGUUCCCUGUCUUGGUGUAAGGACCCUCCCCCAUGCAAGGUGCCAUCAGUGGAAACCUCUGCUCCAGCCAGGGGCCCAGGCAUUUGCUUGCAGAAGCAGGGAGCCCUGCCUGGCCUCCCCCUCCCUCCCACAGCCACAGGCUGCCACUACCCUGCCCAGGGCAAGUCUGGCUCCAGCUGUGCCACUCCGUGCUGCCUCCUGCCCCUUCUCGUGUUCUGGUCGGUUUUCUUGAGCUGUACAUGGGUCUCCUGUUGAGCCUGUAUAUAUUGUUCUGGGCCCUGGCCUGGGGCCAUCUGUUCUCUGUGUCCAUGUGGAGAGUGAGCUGCUCACCAGUCUUGUUGUAGUGAUGCCAGGGCAGUAGGACUAACCCUGUGUCUCUGGAAACCAUUCAUUUCAAAUAAAGAUGUGGAAAACUUUG